CUUCAACCCUAGUUAGCCUUCAUUUCGCACUCUGAACCCCUCGAAGAUCGUGACUUGCAUCUAGAGACUUGGAUGAUCACUGACACAAUAGAAUAGCCGUCCAUAAAGGUCUGAAUGUUGGGCUGUAUAUUUCAGAUUCAAGAAUCUGUGUACUCUUCUAAAUCAAAUCGAGAAGAGAAGGAUCAGCACGAUCACAUUAUCUUAUCACACAAGCUGGGAUACAACUUGAGUCCAAAUGCACGAGAUUCUCACAGUGCAACUGGGAACGCAAGCCAAUUAUGUCGGGACUCAUUUCUGGAACACGCAAGAGAAGUACUUUACGUACGCAAAUGAAGAAAUCUCUCUAGUCGACCAUGACAUACAUUUCCGUGCCGGUCGAGCUCCGAAUGGCUCCGAAACCUACAACCCGCGGGCCCUCAUCUAUGACCUCAAGGAGAACUUUGGCGCCCUCAAGAAGGCUGAAGGAGAGUAUGUCGAAGAAUUCGACACUUCGGGCGGCAUUUGGCCAAAUUCUUCAACUAUCCAUACUGGGCCUCCAAUAUCCACACAUCCGUACAUCGACAGCUUGUCGCAUCCACACGGACCAUUACCCAGUUUACUAUGUGGACAGCCACCACGCUACUUCACCGAUCUAUCGCAUACGUACUUCCAUCCCAGGUCUAUCAUGCCUUUGCCACGCGCCGUCAUACCCACUGUGUCGCAUCUGAACCCACUUAAGUCCUUUCGUGCAGGCGCAGAGUUUUACCACGACCUUGAUAUCGCGGACCCGGCAGGUGACGGCGAUCUCUUCGAAAGAGACGUGCGGUGGUGGGUUGAAGAAUGCGACAAUCUACAGGGCGUACAGAUUAUAACCGGUGCUGAUGACGCGUGGGGUGGGUUUGCUGGAGCAUGGGUUGAAAGGUGGAAGGACGAGAUGGGGGGAGGAAAGGGAGUCUGGGUGUGGGGUGUGGAGAAAUACAUCGAGCCCAAGGAGCAAAGUAGAGAGUCGAGACUACUAUCGCUCCUGAACGAGACGCUGGCUUUAUGUGCUUUGGCUAUGCAUGCGUCCCUAUACGUUCCACUGACAUCGCAGCCACUUCGAUCACCGUCCUACUUGACAUACGACCCUGGUUCAGCAUGGCAUGUGUCUGCAUUACAGGCUACCGCACUGGAGACUGCUGCGUUCUCAUCCCGCUUACGUCCUGCGUCAAACACACGUCGUGGAAUGUUUCAAGACAUGGAAGAAAUCACAAAUAGUGGCGGCAAUCGCAAUGUCGCAAAGCUGGAAAUGAGUAUCCAAGACGCAGAGAGUGAUCAAAUCAUAAUGACUGGUGAUAAGAGCGAUUAUCGUAUGGCAAAUGGACAUAUGAUCGCCGCCGAUGAAUAUGAGGAGCCUAAAAAGUUGGAUGUGGACAUGUUCUCGAAAGACAUGGGAAACAUAGGAAAUACGCACAGUUCGGCCAGCCAGAGUGAACAUGUCUUCGGGAGAGUAGAAGUUGUCCGUGGUAAUUGGGGUUUGGGUGAAGAGAGGACUGAGGGCGAAGAGAGAUGGAGUGGACCUGUCGUGGAAAGGUAUCACUCGCCCUUGACCUAUCCUCAACUUACGAGCUUUCCGACUAUAUUUGGGGUCCAGUCCGAUCACAGACUAGCCAUACAUACCGCACUAACGACAUCAUCGGCCGUUGCAACACAGAUCCGUCAAAUGGAACGCACGGUGCGGAGGUAUGUCAGUGUGGACGAACGAGAGGCCGUCUCAGAUGGAUUGAAGACUCUUUGCGAAGAAUACGAAGAAGGAUGGGACAGCGGAAGUGACGAAGGCGAAGAUGAGUAGUAUUGGGUUUGUGGGAUCAGUAAUUGAACGGGUCACUU
Molecule: messenger RNA, 1848 nt
Organism: Pseudovirgaria hyperparasitica
Lineage: Eukaryota; Fungi; Ascomycota; Dothideomycetes; Acrospermales; Acrospermaceae
Product: tubulin nucleotide-binding domain-like protein
Exons: 3
Coding region: 236-1810 (524 amino acids)
Biological process (GO): mitochondrion distribution
Cellular component (GO): cytoplasm
Source: RefSeq, a predicted model, not a curated record